AUGCAUGGAAACUGGAUCAUAGGUUUUCGCAGAACAAUGAGACCAAUGCAGAGUAUGGAGGCUGAGUUAUGGGCCCUUCGUGAUGGAUUACAACUAGCAUUGGACAGGAAAAUUACUCCAAUUUAUGUUGAAAUGGAUGCCCUUGCUGCUGUCCAAUUGAUCAUGGGAGUUGAUCAACCCCGACAUUUCCUAAGUAAUAUUGUUCAUGAUUGCAGAUUCUUGAUGAGGAAGCUAGGAGUGGAGAAGAUUGAUCAUAUAUAUCGAGAAGGAAACAAAUGUGUUGAUGCUUUAGCUAACAUGGCUUGUAAUCCUAUUUUAGAUUUUCGUAUUUUAGAUAUUGCUCCAACUUGUAUUAAUUCGCAACUACGCGACGCUUGUGGGGUUUCAUACCCAAGACUCUUGUAUGUUUCCUAA
Molecule: messenger RNA, 414 nt
Organism: Rhododendron vialii
Lineage: Eukaryota; Viridiplantae; Streptophyta; Magnoliopsida; Ericales; Ericaceae
Exons: 1
Coding region: 1-414 (137 amino acids)
Molecular function (GO): RNA-DNA hybrid ribonuclease activity; nucleic acid binding
Source: RefSeq, a predicted model, not a curated record